Molecule: messenger RNA, 1645 nt
Organism: Malaya genurostris
Lineage: Eukaryota; Metazoa; Arthropoda; Insecta; Diptera; Culicidae
Exons: 1
Coding region: 306-1502 (398 amino acids)
Biological process (GO): DNA integration
Molecular function (GO): nucleic acid binding
Source: RefSeq, a predicted model, not a curated record
UUGAAAAUGACGUCAGGUCAGUAGUUUCCGAAUCCUUCGACGUUUUACCUCUCAGUUUCAGAACAGUACGAGACAGAACUCACAGAGAUCCGGUCCUCAGCAAGGUUUACCGAUUCAUUCAGGAGGGCUGGCCGAAAGCACUACCAGCCAACGUAGAUCGCGAGCUUCAACGUUAUUUCAAUCAACGAGAUUCUCUUACAACAGUGCAAGGGUGCAUUCUAUACAACGAUCGUCUGGUAAUACCUUCGCUGCUUCGCAAGCAAUGUCUCAACCAAAUUCAUCUAGGCCAUCCAGGAAUCGGACGGAUGAAAGCAGUGGCCCGAAGCUACGUGUUCUGGCCAUCACUGGACGUUGAAAUUGCAGAAUACGUACGAACGUGUGUGCAUUGCGCUGCAGCCGCCAAAUCACCAGCGCAUAUUCCACCAGUACCCUGGCCAAAAUCAUCGUCUCUCUGGCAGCGGGUCCAUGUUGACUAUGCCGGACCCAUCGAUGGUGAAUAUUUUCUCCUAGUCGUCGAUUCUUACUCCAAGUGGCCUGAAAUUGUACAGACACGGCGAAUCACAAGUACAGCAACGAUCAACAUUCUUCGUGGCCUGUUUGCACGCCUGGGAAUGCCAGAGAAGCUGGUAUCCGACAACGGUACCCAGUUCACCAGUAUUGAGUUUAAGCAGUUUUGUGCUGAAAACGGUAUUGAUCAUGUCACUACCGCACCGUUUCACCCUCAAUCAAACGGUCAGGUUGAACGGUUCGUCGAUACUUUCAAGCGUGCAAUUAAUAAAAUUCAAGAAGGGAGAGGAUCAAUUAACGCUGCAUUGGAUACAUUUCUGCUGACGUAUCGAAGUACACCAAAUCAAUCAGCACCGAAUGGUUUGUCACCAUCGGAAGUGAUGUUCGGUCGACGCCUAAGAACGUGUUUGGAACUUCUACGUCCUCCACCGAACUGUACGCAAGAAUCGCUCCAGCACCAGCAAGUAGCUUCACGGUCCCUGAACAAAGGAGAUGCCGUGUUCGUGAAGGUUUAUGCUAAAAAUACUUGGAAAUGGAUUCCGGGCACCGUCAUCGAGAAAGUUGGUCGAGUGAUGUACAACGUUCUGGGAGACGGUCAUCGUCUUGUUCGGUGUCAUAUCAACCAGCUUCGGAAUCGAAGGCAUUCCGCUAAUGCAUCCGGAACAAGCCUGCAGACUACGACACGACAGUUACCAUUAAGUAUCCUGCUCGAUGCCUGGGAAUUACCAACAACAACAACAACAACGAGUACUCCUCGAUCUGAAGUAACACCGAAAGCAGCUUUAACCAGUGACACUGUCAGAACCCCGUCGUUGUCACCGUCGUUCCCUGAGACUUCAGACAGUCAACAGCUAUUACCAGAUAUGUCGUCAACCGCUACAACCACAUCUACUUCUGAGACUGUUACGGCAGUUACACCAAGUUUUCUUCAACCCUGGCGCUCUUCGCGAGUCCGAAGACCACCUAAGCGGUUUACCCCGUAUCAACGCUACUAGGAGGGAGAUGUUGGGGCAAAUGGAAUAAUCCUCUGGCAACAUGGUCGUACUCAACGAAUGGCAACACUGGGCUCGUCACUGACAUUUCACGCGAUGAUAGUAACUGAUGCCACUUGUGUUUCCGGCGUUAUACAGACUGGACA